Molecule: messenger RNA, 1566 nt
Organism: Aspergillus puulaauensis
Lineage: Eukaryota; Fungi; Ascomycota; Eurotiomycetes; Eurotiales; Aspergillaceae
Exons: 4
Coding region: 1-1566 (521 amino acids)
Source: RefSeq, a predicted model, not a curated record
AUGAACCAUUCACAAGGCCCAAUCGGCAAGCUCGCCCAAGGUGUCGUCACUAGCAUUGGCUUCGCCUCCGAAGUGCGAGGAUACAAAAAAGCGAAGAAGGCAGCUAAACUGGAGAACGAGAGCGAACUGCAGGGGCAGUCCCAGAUUGAAGAGCAACCAAAUAUUGCAUCCCCUGCUCGGUCUCCAUCGUCACACUCAAAUCCUCACGAAGCGGAGAGGCAAGCCGAUAUCGAUAUAGAGGAACCUCCUGCCUAUGAGGAGAUUGAGCGCUCAUGGGAGCUAGACGAAGCACAGGAUAUAGUGAUAGAGGCGAAGAAGCCUCGCAAAAGCAAAGACGGAGUCGCCAAUCCCGACAAAGUCAUUGCUGCAUUCCUCCAACGACACCCUCCUCACAGCCCAGUAUCGCCAUCACAGCAGCCAAGUUCUGGAUCCAGACUUGAAUACCCCGUUGCAAUCCCCCAGCGACGGCCAAAAGAUAAGAAACGGGGCUUCAUCCGCGCAUAUGCACCGGACUUGCAAAGCGUGGGCAUUGACCAGGAGGCCUGGUUUGAUUUUAUCGAAACACUCAAUGAAGCGAGUCUUGCCAAUCCGUGGAUCAAUGCUCUUAAUCUGGCGUCUCUUGCGGCGUCCCCGUUGCCUUCUGCAAUUUCUAUGGCUGUUUCAACAGCCAUUAUGGUUGCUACUACCAUUGCUAUCGAGACGCAGGGUCGAUAUCGACAAAACAAAGCCCUUGAUAAACUCAACGAUGAAUUCUUUCGUCCACGCGGGCUGUUCUGCCUUGUAAUGACAUGGGACAGCACAUCACUUGAUUCUCGCACAAACGCCAAUGUCAACACUACCAUUCAAAACACGAUCGAUAGCCAGGGCAGGAUGUCUCACAAAUUCCAGUCCUCCAACGGAGUCACCAAUGGAAUGGAGUCUAUACAGACCGCACAGCUCAUCUUCCCAGGCCUAGACCUUCUCGCAACUGUAUCAAAAGACGAAGAGAAAGGCCUCAAGAAAAAGAUGCAGCGCGGAAAACGUUUCGUUGAUGAUUAUAUGGAUCGAAGGGCACAAGCCAAAUUCUUCGCCGAAAACCCAACCAGCCAUCUCAAUCAAGCCGGAAAACCAACAUUCCAAUCCAAGUACGCUGAUCCAACGUACCAACUCGGAGGCGGAUUUCAAUCCCAGACCCAAACCCGUGGCUACUACUCGAGGAGAGAUAUGCGAAGGGAAAGGGGGGGAGGGUUCGGCGGACCUCUCGGACUAAUCGGCAUGGCUGUGCAGACAAUUGCAGAUCGAGGGCAGCAGACUACAACCGGAAACCGCUGUGUUUCUGUUUCCCAUGCUCGUUAUGGGUCUGGUUCUGAUUGUUACGAGAGUGACAGAGACAUGUACAGACAGGACCAGCAAUCGCCGUAUCCUCAGCAAAAUGGUGUUAGAGCCGGUAGGGGACUGAAGAAUAAGCUCUUCAAAUCGAAAGUCUUAUACUUGAUGGUUGUUAAUAUGCCUACGGCUGAAGAGAUGGCUGAAGCACGGCACUUGACGGCCGAUUGGGAUGUUCGAACUGAGCAGCAUCGAUUCUAG